Molecule: messenger RNA, 2223 nt
Organism: Ornithodoros turicata
Lineage: Eukaryota; Metazoa; Arthropoda; Arachnida; Ixodida; Argasidae
Gene: ArgRS
Product: arginine--tRNA ligase, cytoplasmic-like
Exons: 12
Coding region: 101-1726 (541 amino acids)
Biological process (GO): arginyl-tRNA aminoacylation
Cellular component (GO): cytoplasm
Molecular function (GO): ATP binding; arginine-tRNA ligase activity
Source: RefSeq, a predicted model, not a curated record
GAUCUAGCGUUUUUUUGUUAGGGCUAUACGCUAUACCCUUUGCUUGCGAGGUUACGAUUGCGACUUGCGACGAGGUCCGUGUUGUUUCUUUCACGGCAAGAUGGCAUCCGCGGUGAUCGAAAAAUAUGUUCUGCACGUGGAAAAGGCCGAAGCUGAAGCGGAAGCCCUUGCCAAAGAAAUCCAGAAACUGCAGGAGUUGAAUGAGUUUCCCGAAGAUGUAAAGCCUCCCCCCGAAUUGACUGCAUUGAUUACGGAAAAUGCAAAGCUCAAGUACAGGAUUGAGUUCCUCAAGCGGAGUGUGGAAAAAGAAGAAGCAACGUGGCAGAACUUCAUGGAGAGCCCCCGGGAUAUUCUGCUGCGGCUUUUCAAAGAGGCAGUGCGAGCAGGAUUUCCUGACCUGACUGACCCUCCUGUGCCUGUCUUACCAAGCACAAAUGAGAAGUUUGGUGAUUACCAAUGUAAUGCUGCAAUGCCCAUCUCGCAGAUGCUGAAGAAAGAAGGAAAGAAUGUGUCUCCAAGGGACGUAGCCAAGCGAAUAAUGGCCAUGUUGCCCGAAAACACAGUGAUUGAGAAGUGCAGCAUAGCUGGGCCAGGAUUCAUCAAUGUAACACUCAGCCAGGACCACAUUAGAAGUGCUGUUGGACGCUUCUUGACAGAUGGGGUGCUACCUCCCCCAAGUGUUGGCCCUCACAAGAAAGUCGUGGUUGAUUUCUCUUCUCCCAACAUUGCCAAGGAAAUGCACGUAGGCCACCUCAGGUCAACAAUCAUUGGGGAAAGCAUCAGCCGUCUACUAGAGUUUGCAGGUCAUCAUGUAGUGCGUCUCAACCAUAUUGGAGAUUGGGGGACUCAGUUUGGAAUGCUAAUCGCCCAUCUGCAAGAUACCUUUCCAGACUACCUUGUUCAUUCACCACCCAUUGGAGACCUUCAAGCAUUUUACAAGGCAUCAAAAAUGCGCUUUGAUGCAGAUGAAGACUUCAAGAAGAGGGCAUACGAGUUUGUCGUCAAACUGCAGUCCCAUGAUGCUGACACAAUCACAGCUUGGAACAUGAUUUGUGAAGUCUCCAGAAAAGAGUUCGCAAGAAUCUACGAGUGCUUGGGUGUAUCAUUAGUGGAACGAGGAGAGUCUUUCUACCAGAAUCUUAUGAAGGAAGUAGUUCAGGACCUCACACAAAAAGGAAUGCUGGAAGAUGAUGAAGGCCGCAAGGUGAUGUUUGCCAAAGGACACACAGUGCCUUUGACUGUGGUGAAAAGUGAUGGAGGCUUCACUUACGACACUUCUGAUCUGGCUGCACUAAAGCACCGGGUUGAAAAGGAACAAGCUGACUGGAUUGUUUAUGUUGUGGAUGCAGGACAGGCCCAGCACUUCAAUACUGUGUUUGCAUGUGCAGAGAGGGCAGGCUACGUUGAUCCAUCUAGGGUUCGCCUUGACCACUGCUGCUUUGGAGUUGUUCUUGGGGAAGACAAGAAGAAGUUCAAGACACGAUCAGGUGAUACAGUGAAGCUCUCUGGGUUGCUCACUGAAGGUCUUCAGCGAUCUUUGCAGAAGUUGCACGAAAAAGAGAGGGAAAAGGCAUUGACACCUGAAGAACUGAAGCGAGCGCAAGAGGCAGUGGCAUAUGGAUGCAUUAAAUAUGCGGACCUCUGUCACAAUCGGGUGCACGAGUAUGUCUUCUCAUUUGAUAGAUACCUUCUGGCAAGGCCGGAGCUAAGGAUGUGCGGGGCCUGAGGCAAAGCCACAUCGGAGGGCCUCUUGGACACCUGCAACAAUGAAGGCUUAAAGCUUUUGCAACCUGGGAACUUGCAACAGGGGAGAGGGAUACAAAACUUGUGUGCAGGGCUGGCAAGUGAAAUCACAAGACACCGGGGAUAAGUAAUAUUGAGCCCCUCCUGGGCCACUCUCCUCACAUCUCGAUAACAUAUACUGUAAACGUAUUUUUAUUCGUAAUGUAUGAAUUUUCAUGAAUUUUGUGACCACUAAAAAAUCGCGAAAAAUUGUACUCACGAACACAGCUUGAUGUUUAUCCCGCUAAACGAAACAGCCCUAAAAUCGCAAAAUGAAAUACUCACAAAUAAUUUUGCAAAUGACUGAAUGCGCGAUUUGCCAAAAUUAAUACAUUGCGAAUAAAAAUAAGUUUACAGUAGUUCCUCCCCCUUCUCGCCGGCCCUGUGUGCAUGUGUCCCUCAUCACAAUUUGAAUUUCUAGAUAAAAAGAGAAGAAACUUU